CAAAGGAUAUGUUAGGGACAAUAUUGUCGUACUUUUGAGGUGAUAUUAUCAGGAUUUUUGUCGUUAAUUCGUUUUGAAGUGAAGGGCAUUUCAUCUCCGUAAAAUAUAUUUUUGCGAUGUUUAUUUAUGAAUUCUUUAUAAAAUAUUUGGUUGAUAAUGAUAGGAUUUAUAUUGUUCAAGAUUCAUGGCAUUGUGUGAAGUGUUUUCAGCAUGUAGUUAAUUUUAUUUUACCAAUCUUUAAAUAAUUCUUAAAAUGAAUUAUGUGUUAAGUGGCUGAGCUUUACAGAAUGGUAAAAGAAGGUGAAACAGAAGGACUUGCAAAUCUGACUUAUGCAAAGUGGAUUUUGGAAGCCAUUGAUAAAAUUAAACAUCAGAAACAGCAGCCAAAUCUUCAGCGGAUUGUUCAUGCUGUUCAACAGUACCACAGUGUUAGUAGGGAGUCUAUAGAGGAACAGCUUCAAUUGGCGACAAAAGAUGGUUUGAUUGUGAGAACUUUUAGUAAAAAAGAUUGGUCGUAUAGAGAUCCAUCCAAGAUGCCUCACACAAAAAGGAGGUCGUUGAAAAUUGACAAGAAAACUGACUUGACAAAAUUUCUUGUCAAGGCAGUGAUGGAACUAGGGGAAGAAGGAAGCUCUCUGAAGAAGAUAAAAAAUCAUCUGAAUGCUAUAUACAGCAUUGAAUGUCUGAAUGGUGUUGACUUGACACUUCUUUUAAAAAAUUGUCUCAAAACUGCAAUGGACAACAAGUAUUUGAUAAAAGAAGGGAGGAGUGUAAAGUUGGGAGAGAAAGCAUCAGACAUAGAUAUAGCUGGGAGUUCUAGUAACUCUGCAUCAUUUGAUGAAGACUCUACCAGUGACAUGUCAUUCUCAAUUGAACAAAACAUGAAAUGUGCCAAGCCUGUUUUGAUCUGUUGUUUUUGUCUGGGUGAUGAAAAUAAAAACCGCAGUGGAGAACCAGAAGACCUCAUAUCCUGUGCUGAUUGUGGUAACAGUGGUCACCCUACAUGUUUGAAAUUCUCAGUAGAUCUGACAGAAGUUGUGAAGUCUUUGAGAUGGCAGUGUAUUGAAUGUAAAACCUGCUCUUUUUGUCAAAGAUCUGGCCGAGAGGAUAACAUGUUAUUUUGUGAUACCUGUGACAGAGGCUUCCAUAUGGAAUGUUGUGAUCCACCUCUAAUUAAAGCCCCUAAAGGCAAAUGGAAGUGCAAUAUUUGUGACCCUAACAGGGGUAAUAAAAAAGGAAAGAAAUAUUUAGAGAUGGUGACCAGAUUGAAAGAAAAGUACAGAAACAAGGAAAAAAUCAAGUUAAAAAGACCAGCUAAGAAGUUUUUUUCACAGAAGAAACAUGAUUUGAUAAAAUGUCCAACACCAGGUUGUGAUAGCACAGGGAAUGUAAAUGGAAAAUCAAACGUUCAUCGGUCGAAGUUGUUUUGUCCUUUAGUCACACCUGAACAGAGAAAAAGAUAUAAACUUGAAAAGAAAUACACUGCCAACAAUGGACAAUAUGAUUCUGAUUCAGAGUUUGAGGAGGAGGAGGAUAGGGGUAAUUCAAAAAAAGAGAUAAAGAAACCAUUUGAUUACUCCAGUGAUUCUGGGAGUGAAAAUGGAGAAGUUGGGGACACCUUUGACCCAUUUUUUGCCAUUAGCAAACCAAAAGGUCUUGUUGAUGGUUUAACACAAUUUUUUACUCCAUCAAACAAACGUACGUCCCGUGUUUCAUUAAAUGCUGCAAUUGCAGACUUCCCUUCCAUUCCAGUCAAAAACAAGCAUUCAAAAUCCCAGCAAGCUGCUAGUCGGCUGCUGAAAAGAUCUAAACUUGUGCAAGCUAACAAACAUUGUGUUAAGAAAAAUAAGUUUGGUAAUGCCAUCAAAAACCGCUUCCCAAGAACAUUCACAAAAAAAAAAACUGACUUUAAUCCUCAAUUCCAUAGUUCAAUAUUGGAAAGUAGGGAUAGUUCAUCUGACAGAGAGAGUUUAAAUGACGAUUCCAUUGACUUUACAACUAUUUUGAAAAGAGGGCGUGGAAAGUCAUUAACAAGAGGCAGAGGAAGGGGAAGAGGACGAGGUAGAGGAUUUGGAACACUUCUAAGUGGAACAACAAUAUUUGGAAGAGGGAGAGGAUUUGGACGUCCUCCUGGACCAGGACGAGGAAGGCCGUUUGGCAGAGGCAGACCAUUUGGUAGGGGUAGACCAUUUGGCAGUAGAGGUAGACCAUUUGGCAGUAGAGGUAGACCAUUUGGCAGUAGAGGUAGACCAUUUGGUAGAGGUAGACCGUUUGGCAGUGGCAUUAAUAGGAAAGCAUUGUUGGAUGAGUCAGAUGACUUUACUAUGUUAACAAGAAUAUCUCAACUUGACAAACCUUCACCCGGUAGGGGACGUGGUCGUGGAAGGGGACGAGGUCGUGGUAGUUCUUCUGUUGCCAGCAAUGAGCAUUGCCACGAAAGCCCUCCUCCUCCAAAACCACCGAAAGAGCAUCCACCAAAUGUUACAGAUACUGACAAGGAUUUGUUUAAACAGGCACAGGAAAAGGCUCAGGAAGUUUUAAAGCAGUUCACUUUUGAUUUGCAGGAUGCCUCUAAAAACUGUAGUCCAAUGUUGGAGGAGUGUUCCCCUACACCCUCUCAGUCCAGAUUUCCACCAUGCAUAGAGUUUGGAAAAUAUGAAAUUCAAACCUGGUAUUCCUCACCCUAUCCCCAGGAAUAUGCUAGAUUACCAAAGUUGUACAUAUGUGAAUUUUGUCUUAGAUUUGUUAAAAGCAGGAAAAUGUCAUCCAGACACAUGGAAAAAUGUGGACUGAAUCAUCCACCAGCAAAUGAAAUUUACAGGAAAGAUGAAUUAUCAGUGUUUGAAGUGGAUGGAAACUCCAGUAAAAUUUACUGUCAAAACUUGUGCCUUCUUGCUAAAUUAUUCUUAGAUCACAAAACUUUAUAUUAUGAUGUUGAACCAUUCUUAUUUUAUGUGGUGACCACAAAUGAUGAGUUUGGAUGUCAUCUUAUUGGAUACUUCUCUAAGGAAAAACACUGCCAGCAGAAAUACAAUGUAUCAUGUAUAAUGACAAUGCCCCAAUACCAAAGGAAAGGAUAUGGCCGAUUCCUCAUUGAUUUCAGUUAUUUGUUGUCCAGAAUAGAAGGUCAAGCAGGGUCACCUGAAAAGCCAUUAUCAGACCUUGGAAAAGUGUCAUAUCUAGCCUACUGGAAAAGUGUCAUCAUAGAAUACUUACAUAAAUACCAGGAUGCUAGAGUAUCAAUCAAAGCCAUUGCCAGAGAAAGUGGUAUGAGUGCACAAGAUGUAGCAAUAACUUUACAUGAUUUGAAGAUGUUGGUUCCACAAGAUGGAAAGGUUGUUCUUGCUUUGAACAAGGAAUUGAUAGAUAAUUAUAUGGCCAAACUUGAAUCAAAAAAGCAUCUUAGAGUAGAACCAGAUCAAGAAUGUCUUAGAUGGACACCUUUGAUAUCAAACUACAAUAUAUCAGAAGAAGAAAAGAAGGCUGAAAAAGAGUUAUCUGAAAUGAGUGAUAUGGUAGACAGUAUAGCUGAGGAUAGAGAAUGGAUAGAGACUGUAAGUCCUACUGUAUCACCUCACAAGUUAGAACGGUCACUCUCAACAUCACUUAGUCCAAGACGACUAGAUUUGAAAUCUCCCAUGGAGGAAAAAAGUCCAGUCAAAAUACCUCCCAAAGAAGAAGACAUGGAACUAUCAUCUUCAUCUAGUAGUGAAGAAGAGAGUGACCAUGAUGACAUAAAGAUAAAUCCACCAGUCAUAAAACUGGGUCCUCCACCAAAACGAAGACCUGGUCGACCAAGAAAAAGGAAAGCAGAAUCAGAAGAAGAUGAGAUAGAUGUUAAAAAGAUGAGAGAAGAUGAUGAAGAAUCAGACAAUGAGGAAAAAAUAGAUGAUAAAGAAAAUCUUGAAAACUUUGUUGAGAGUAAAAGUUCUAGUCAACAGUCUGCUGACGAACCAAUGAAAAGGAAACGAGGUUGGCCAAAAGGUGUACCAAGAGGUUCUCCUUUUGUAAGGAAACCUGGACCUAAAGGUAGACCUAAGACUCAACGCAAGGAUUUCAUGGAGACCAGUGUAACAAAAGUAAAGGAAGAUAAUUGUGAUAGACAGAAGAAAGAGUUCAAUGAUGAUUCCGAUAACGAAUCCAUUGAAACAAAAAGAAGUGAAAACUUUGAUUCUCAGGCAGAAACAAAAGAGAAUGAUGUUAAAAUAGAGGAGGAUAUCUGUGUAAAUAAUUCUAAUAAUAGUGCUAAAUUAUUAACUGACAAAAUCAGUGAAACUGAGGCUGCUACUAAAAAUGUGGAAUUAGAAAUGGAAGAAAGUAAAGAUUCUUCUAAAUGUGAUGAUAUUUUAGAGGAGGACAAAAGUAGUGAUAUUGGGGAAUGUGACAGUGCUAAUGUAAGUCGUGAGGCUGAGGAUGCUGUACAGGCAUUACAAGUGGCUGAACAGGGGGAUAGUGAGGAGGGGAAAGGCAAUAGUCCUGAUAGCUGUGAACAGGAACGGGAACAUUUAACACCAGAGUUAUCUGUGUCUGGUCCAAGUCCAGCCUCACAACCAUGUGUUACAGACUGCAUAUCUGAUACAAACAGUGACGUCCCUGCACCAUUAACGCCCCAAGUGCCAACUCCACCUCCUUCACAGGAAAAUCUGUCUCCAAAUAUAAAAUCUGUGUCAAAUACUGACUCACCAACAAAAAUAUCACCUUCCAAAAGUGACAUUAUGAAAGAAAGUGAUAUAAAUUAUAAGUCCAAGUUACAGAAUGAUGAAGAGGAAGAUAGUACAUCUGAUGAUGACAUUCCAAGUGAUGAUAAUUAUCAAGAUGACUUUAAUGACUCUCCUCCUGGUGCUCCAGCACCUGUUACGGCACUUCUAUCACCACCACCACAGCCAGUAGUGGUGCAGCAGUCACCUAUUCAGAUGUCACCUGUACAGCAAUCCCCUGUUCACCAAUCACCAAUUCAGCCAUCACCUGUACAGCAAUCUCCCAUUCAACAAUCACCUAUCCAGCAUUCACCUUUACAGCCAUCCCCCAUACAACAUUCACCCAUUCAGCAAUCACCAAUGCAACCGUCACCAAUGCAACCAUCACCAAUGCAACCGUCACCAAUGAAACAUUCACCUGUUGUUCAAAAACAACCUGGCAGUGCUAAAUCUUUCCAUGAAACAUUUACUGAGGACCUUCCUAGUAACUUUGAUCAAUUAAGUAAUAGUUCAUCAAGCAAUUUACAAAGUGAUUCCUUGCCACAUCAGCAGGAAAAGUUUAAAACAAGACAACCUCAGAAUCAAAAUAAUUGCAGUAGUUUUCCUCCACAAGUGUUUCCACAGAAUUCAUCUAUGGGUCAAAUGACCAAUACAAACAUAGGAAGCACAGGAUUUGGAAAUGAAAUGGAUGUUUCACAACUUCAAGGAUUGGAAUCCCCUGCUUCAAUUGGUAGUAACCAUGGCAAUGAAAUGCCAAAUUCUAACAAUUCUGUAGAAAAUGUACCUCCGUCUAUUCUUAGUUUUAUGGACUGUGCUGAAGCUCAAUCACACAGAACAUACAGUAAUGCAUGUAUUAAUAAUCUUAAUAAUCACAAUAGUGGACGUUACAUGGACAUGGUAUCUUCAUCAUAUCCAGUUAGUAGUUGUGGUUCAUUCAUAUCUCCUGUACCUAGUGGUGCAAACAUUGUACAAAACUUCUGUCCUCCUCCUGUUAGUACUUACGCCCUCCAGCAACAACAGCAGCAGCAGCAGCAACAACAAAAUUCAACACACAGACUUUCACAUAGUAAUUCACAGUGUCGUGUUCAACAGCCACCAUCUGUAAGUCGACAGAACAGUGGCCCUGGACCAUAUCCACCUCAGAACAUUAGUUGUGAUCUAGCAAAACUGCAGCAAUUAACAAAUGGAAUUCCAGAUCUCAUGCCCAAUAAUACCAUGACUCCUCCCCCAAAUCUUACACCACCUCCUCCUCAUAACAUGACUCCACCUCCUAUGAUGCGAGGCAUGACAACACCUCCCGUUCCAAACCAGCAAAAUUCAUCAGGACUUGUUGGACCAUAUAAACAAUAUCAACAACAACCAACUCAAAGGCAGCGUUCAUCUUCUGUGCGAAAAAGUCCAAAUGUGACAGUUAAUCCUAAUAUGACAUUUACACCUAAUGUGACAAUUCGUCCAGGAUCUAAUAUGAUCACGGGUUAUAGUAAUUUAUUGGACAGUUAUCGUAUGAGGCAGCCUAUGAUAAACCCAGGGUAUAUAAAUCAUGGGUUUCCACUUAAUCAGUUGGGUCAGACUCCACCAAUGCAAAUGCAAAUGUUAAAUAUGAAUAUGAACAUGAACAUGAAUAUGAACCCAGCACAACAACAUUUUCCUCAACACAUGCAACCUUCUCAGUCGAACAAUAUGUACGCAUACAGUUACAUUAACGGUAGCCUCCCGCCAUCCCUGAACAAUAUGAAUGGAAUGAUGAGGAGGUAAUGUUGUAGAACUUAAAUUAUUUCAUUUUUAAUAUUUGUGUAUAAUUUGUUGAAUUUCGAGGACCACGGUGAUGUGUUUCAAGUUAUGCAUUCAUUGUACAUAGUUAAUCACAAACAUGUUCAGGUCAGGUUAUAAUGUGAUCUGUGUGAGAGAAAGUACAAGUUGUAUGCAAGAAAUAUUUAUUUAUUAAGUUGUAUUUUAUAUUUGUGUCUUUUUUGAUGUAAAAGAACAAAAUUUUCCCUUGAUGGGAAUUUGGCAAAGAGCAGUAUUAGUAUGUGUUAUUCUUUAUUUCUUAUCUUACAUUCUAAUUUCUACUAAUACACAUUUUGAAAGCCUUUGCAUCUUGUAUACUUUCAUACAUUUAUGAAUUUUUAAAAUGAAUUUUUACCAGUACUUAAGAAACAUUUUUGAGAAAUGAAUUUUUGGUUCAAGUCACAAAAAACUCACUGCGUUUCAGUUAAAACAAUCAAUGUAAUUUAUACGAACUGCAUGUACAGGAUUGGUAAUUGUCACUAUCUAUAUUUAUAACACAGCUUUAUUUAAGAUUUUUAAGUAUUUCAUAUUAUAGAAUCUUUAGUUAUUUAUCAGGCUUCAAAAACUCGUUUGUUAAAAGAAAGGGGCAUAUAUUCUCGACGCUCCCCGAUGUAUUGAGGGCUUCCAAAAAGAAUUAAAGCAAAAAAGUGAUUGGUUGAUGACCUUAUUUGGAAUUUGAUACUAAGGUUUAAAAUUGAAAUGGAUGCUACACACUAUUGUUUCAGUAUGUAUGUUUAUAUCACAGCUGAUAUAUUUGAAAUAAGAAAUAAAUACCUCAAAGCAUUUUUAUAUUAUAAUAACUGAUGUCAGUUGUGAAAUGAUUGGUUUGCCCAAGUUUUGAGGAGAUAAAUUUAAUAGUAUAUUUUGAGAUACCCAAAGAGAUAAUUUCUAAGUACUUACAUUUGUUGGACACAAGUUUACCUUUAUUUUUUUAUUCACUGCAAUUGAAAUCCCAAAAUUUGGCUACCUGAAUAAAUGGUUAUAUUCUAUUUGACAUGAAAGUCUUGACACCACAUGUAUUUGGAUCUCCCCAGUCUACACAAAUUCAAAUAGGAAAGGGUUUUCACAGUUCACAGUUUUGUUAAAUUAUGUGUGAACAAAGUGUUCACUAAAUAAGUUUCAUUUGAUAUUUUGAACCUCUGAAAUGAUUGACCGAAGGAGUUACCUCAUAAAAUUAAUGUGUAGCUUUGCCUGUAUGAGCACUUGUUUUGUAAUUGUAACAAAUAAUUUCCCAUUCCACACUUUUAGGAAAAAUUACUGGUAGCCUAAAAUAAUAUGCAAGUUAUUAUCUCCCUUGAAAUAGUCGCUUCACUCCCUUAAAAGUAAAAACAAAUACAUUUAGAGGAUGUUUUACCAUAUUUGUUCUUUCUCUGGUCUGAAACUUUUAUCUGUUGAUGUAAAGGGUGGCAUAUUCCCGGUGUAACUUCAGGAUUACAAAUGUGCCUUAUCAAUUGAUAUCUUACUCUGGCAUUUUACCAUUUACUGUUGUUUUCUUUUGUUUCUACAGUAACUAAAGUUAUCAUAUUAAAUGAUUUGUAACAGAUAAAAAAUAUGUUGAACAAACAUUCUUUUAUAUGUGGAUGCAUUUUAACUCUUCAUUUCUAACUAUCUCUUAUGUUGUACAUGGAUUGAGGAGCGUGUCAUGUGACUGUUGUGAUGCAAUGUGAUAUUUAACUUGUAUGUGUGAGAGAGAGCUGUCACAAAACUGUUACCAUGUUAUAUUUUUGUUAGAUUGUAAAUAGUAUCACGUGGACUGUGCAUUUAAAACAAUAAAUUAUGAUUUUUCUCCUCA
Mytilus trossulus (common blue mussel) is the source of this 8277-nucleotide messenger RNA. RefSeq names its product histone acetyltransferase KAT6B-like. The transcript has 20 exons. The coding region runs from base 288 to 6452 and encodes 2054 amino acids. Lineage: Eukaryota; Metazoa; Mollusca; Bivalvia; Mytilida; Mytilidae. The record is from RefSeq and is a predicted model, not a curated record. Gene Ontology annotation, molecular function: DNA binding; transcription coregulator activity; histone acetyltransferase activity. Gene Ontology annotation, cellular component: nucleosome; chromatin; MOZ/MORF histone acetyltransferase complex. Gene Ontology annotation, biological process: positive regulation of transcription by RNA polymerase II; nucleosome assembly; negative regulation of DNA-templated transcription.